Molecule: messenger RNA, 3540 nt
Organism: Bactrocera oleae (olive fruit fly)
Lineage: Eukaryota; Metazoa; Arthropoda; Insecta; Diptera; Tephritidae
Gene: udt
Product: protein undicht
Biological process (GO): wound healing
Source: RefSeq, a predicted model, not a curated record
AGAUUUAUCGAUGUUUUAAAAACACCAUUUACAUCGCUAUUACAGCAAUUUAUUUAGUUUAUACGUUCUCUAACAUUACUGUCGUAGUUAAUAACAAGAUUUUAGUUUUGAAUAAAUAUUAACAUUAUUUUGAUUAAUUUAAGUACAAAUUACAAGCAUUAAUGUAAAGUUAAAAAUGAUACCAUUAAAAUUUAUUUUACUUCUCGGCGCUCUAAGCAUAGUUUCAGCGCAGCAAAACCAAUUGGAGCAAAACAGAUGUAUUAUUCCAAGAAUUUUACAAGGAAGUUGGUUCUCAUGGGAGACGGGUUAUCCCACACAAACAGUAAUAGAUGCGACUUCCAUGUCACGCCGUGGAGUAUGUGUAACCAUGUCUGGCCAUGGUGAUGAGUAUUCAUUUAUCUUUAAAGAGCGGUCGGCAAAUUGCUAUCAUUGUGUUCACACUGUAAUACGUACACUGAAUGUGUUUGAAAAAAUUGAAGGUCCAUGCGUUUCAAUACCAACGGGAGUAGAGCCAAGCGUCGAAAAUGUUUGCAAAGGGUUAAAAGAUGACCAACAAUUAGUGACAUUGUUUAAUGAAAAUUUUGUGCCCAUUAACUGUCGAUCGUCGCUUGAAGGCGUGUGGCAUUUUACAUAUCAGAAUCGUUUCCGGUUUACUGGUGUCUGCAAUAAACCCGACGCGCGUAUCCAAUCUUGUCAAACAGCUGGCACUCAAUUCUUGAUACAAAACCAGAAAUUUAAUGUCACGUACCAACAGUGUGAGGGUAUGGAAGGCACAUUUACCGGUAUUGUGGAGUAUAGUUGCUUGGGCGAUUGGUUUGUCGGUAAAAAUCAUUAUUUUGCGGUCGCAAACACGAAAGAAUCGCGUAAAGAUGAAAAAUACCGGUGUUUCUUGAAAAAUCGUGAUGAUGAUUUGUACAUUGGUGUUUCCAUUACUGCAGAAUGUAAUACUUUGAAAACGCCUGAGAACUCCCCAGAACGUCUUAAGCUUACACCUGUAAAAGCAGAAUAUGUUGAACCCGGUUGUACACUCCCACAAAAUUUCUCUGGUGAAUGGGUUAAUACUGCAAAUAUCGAUGCAGAUGUGUCUAUUAGUGAAACUCAUAUAAACGAGACAUACUACCCCGAUCGAGCGCGUUACCGUCGUACGAUAUACGUUUGUCGUGAGCGGCGAGAUAAUCGAAUUAUGAUGGCUCGUCUUACAGUGGAUGGCUGUCAAAAGGAUUAUGUCUGUUUUGACUUUCAACCACGUCAUCAUAAUAUAAUACGCUAUCGCAAAGGUUUAGCUGUUAUCAAAGACGAUUUUAGUACCGUUUGUUCGUGGGUUCAAUUUAAAAAUGCAGAGGCUUGGAAAUAUGACUUGUUUCUAGCGAAAAAUCCGGUACCAGUACGUUGUCCAGUAGCGGGAAAAUUCAAUUUUACACAACGUGGGGAACAUCCCUUCAGAACGAGAAUUCUUGGCGGUGUAACCUUAAGUCCUCGACCGAACAUACAUUGCAAACAAAAUAUUUCGGAUUUAUCAGUAUGUGACACAGAUCAAAAAGAAUUGGCUAUUGAUGAGAACUACUGUCUGUCAGUGGAUCACUUGGGAAGGCCUGUGGAUAUAUACAGUGACCCGGAUUAUCGCAUGAAGUGUAUAGGUUUUUGGAAAGAGAAUCUCAAAUCUUAUCUCAUUACAUACGAUGAUUUGGAUCCACUUUCUAAGUACCGUUGUUGGGUAUAUCAACGUGCAGACUUGAAUCGUGUGCUAAUGUCGCAAGCUGUUGGAGCAUUUUGCAAACUAAAUCAAGAUGUCACAUCAUGGAAUCACACAGAGGGGGCCGCAGUCGCCAUUGAUGCCAUAGAGUACGAACGAGAGCGAGACGAUUGCCCUAUGUACUUUGAUGAUGGUGCCUAUCCAUGGAAAGAUUCAGACGCGUCCAACAUUAUAUUUGAUUGGGAUUUUUAUAAAGCAGAUGCCAACCCCAUAAUGUCAUAUGCAAGUGCUAUUUGUUUAAGUGUCGCCACAUGGAUUUUAUUUUAACAAAUCGUGUUCAUCACAUUACUCACAAAUAGUUUUUUAAAACAUAAUCUUAAAAAAUUUUAAAUGUAACGACAUACCUUAAUCAGGAAUCUCUUAGAACGUAUAAUUGACGACUUUACAAACUUGAAUGUGUCUUAUUAGCCCAUAAGUAAAAAUAUUCGAUUAUGUGUAUACAUUCCGUCCUCAUUGGAAAUUAUAACGAUAAGCUUAAAUCUAUAUGUGUAUAAAAACGUACAAAAGUUAAGUACAUUAAACCGUCCAUUUUUAAAUAAAUUAAAAAGUAAAAGCUGAUGUAAAGUUUGUUGUAUAAAUUAAAAAAAAAAUAUAAGUAUAUUCGUAGACAUUGAAAAUAUUACAAUAUUAAGUAAUACCAGAUAAUUGUAGCAGAGAACGUAUAUCAUGUAUGUAUGUAUUUUACGUUCUCUGCAUGCACCACACAUUGUAAAUAUUGCAAAAGUUUAGUUUGCGCAAAUUAUUUUUAUAUAUAAGUUAAGUUCUGUAAAACAAAAUGUGGCAAGUGACAUUUAUAUCGAUAACGAUUUUUCAUGUAUACUUGGCAACGCGGUAUGUAUUUGACACUUGGAACUGCUGUUUUUAUAUCACUCGUCGAAGAAAAAUAAAAAAACGAAAUCAGAUAAUCUGGUGGAGCUGGAAAGAAAAUCUGCAAAAAAAAAUAAUAAGCAAGUACUUAUUAUUUAAGAUCAUAGUUAAUUAAUUAUUAUUCUUAUCCAAGUGAUAUAUCAAAAAUGGCGCUCUCAGUAAUGCUGCGUAAUGCCGGCAAAUUAAAUGUUGUAGGACUAGGAAAAACGGCCUUAUCUUUACCGAUGAAGACUUUAACAACAAAGAGUACUCUUUCUGCAGAAAGUUUAAAAACUUUAAGUAAAAUGAAUAAUGCACAGUUCAUGUCAAGAACCUUCUCAUUAAGUUCUCCUAAGUUGGCUGCAGCUAAAGGCAAUCACACACCUUUAUGGACCGCUGAACGUCUGAUAUCUCUUUCCCUGUUGGGUGUUGUUCCUGCUGCUUUUAUCUACCCUUCGCAAACGCUCGAUGCUCUACUUGCGAUCUCUGUAGUCCUUCACUCCCAUUGGGGUGUAGAGGCCAUAAUCACAGAUUAUGCUCGCCCGCAAGUGGUUGGACCACUUUUACCGAAAGUCGCCCAUGGUGGGUUGAUAUUACUGUCUAUUGCAACACUUGGUGGACUUUUCUAUAUCAUACAAAAUGAUGUCGGAAUUACCAACUCCAUUAAGCAGAUUUGGAAGAUUAAGGCUGCUGGAUCUGGUUCAGCUGUUGAGGAAUCCGGUUCUCAAUAAUUGUAUUUUCUCAAUUACAUUCACACCGUUAUGUCAAACACGAAGAAACAGCCAAAUACGUAAACAGUUUAAUUUUUUGUUCGAUUUAAUCGUAUAUGAAAUGUAACUAUUGGAGAAUAUUAGAUUUUUUUAACGACAUUAGAGCGUAUAAAAAAUUGUCUUACUACAAUUAUAAACCAAUAAACAAUGAAAUAAAAUUAUAAACACCAA